AGCGGCAAUUGUGAAAUAGAGAACUAGGAUUCUCCAUGUUAUUGAAAUAGCGAGUGUUUGUUUAAACAUUUUUUGACGUUUAGUGUUAACGUUAGCUAUUUGUAUUGAAAAAUAUAAAAGUUGUAUUUAUUAGUGUAAGGCUUUAGAGACUAGAGCUUUUGUAGCCUCAUAACACAUCAACAAAAAUGAAAAUCCAGAUCAUUUCUUCUAGUUCUACUAAUUCUAGUAGUAACGCCAAGCCCAAGGCAACACUGGUUUAAAUUAGGUGGGGUGAGAGCCACGUAAACAUAAGAAAACAAAAUGGAUGCAGAUGACUUCUUAUCUGGGAGUCUACUUGGACAUACUAAAGCUCAUAAUGAUCGUCUUAAGGCUUGGGAUGAAGGGAUCACAGAGCUUGAGAAAUUAUUGGAGGCAGCUAGAAAACACCAAUCUGAUCAACCACUGAAAACAGAAGUAACAUUAGGAUCUCUUUCUUUAUCAAUUUCACCGGCAUCAACGGGUGUAACAUCAUCUUAUAGUAAACAUACCAAAGACUUAGUGAAGGAAAAGAGUACAAUUCAAAGCAAAGAUCCAUCUUUUAGUAAAAUAAAAUCAGUUGAUGUAUCAGAAACUUCAACAAAGAAAAUAAAGUUAUCUUCAGAUGAAACUAGCACAAAGGAAGUCAUUUCAUCUGCAAGUGCAGAAAACAACGGUACAGAGAAAACUGAAAAUUGCCAAAAUGAGAAAAAUAAGUUAGCAGUGGAAAGUUGUGAUAAUAACACCAGUGAAUCUGACACUGAAAGCACUGCCAGUAGUAGUACUCAUUCUUCUGAGGAUAAAAACAUUGAAAACACUGAUCAAAGUUUGGAUAGUGACUCUGAUUACAAUGAAGUUGAACACAGAAAGAAAAAAGUCACAGAAAAAAAGAAAAAAAAGAAUCCUUUCCAAAGAAGGGAAAUCAGGAGUAUUAUGUCUGAAAGUGAGCUGGAUGCUAAGACAAUACAGGCCCAGAAAGAAGAGCAAGAAAGAAAGAAGUUUCUUCAAGAAGCUCAGCUUCGGGUUCUCCAAGAGAGACGGUUACUUUUAAAGAGAUUAGAAGAGAACCCAGAACUACAGUUAACAUGUAUUCAGCCACCUUCAACAGUUUCUGUUCAUCCACAGCAAAUUACAGAACAACAAGCUAAUGGUACAGCUGACUGUACAGGAAAUGAUUCUAUACCUGUAAAGAAAAAGUCAUUGGACAAAGACAUCAUUCUAAUUGGAAGUAGUGAUGAAGAAGGUGAUAACAAUUUUGAAGACCAAUCCCAGAAAUUUAACGUGACUUUGGAGACUUCACAAAAAACUAAAGAUGUCAUAAAUGUAGCACUAGAAAAUAAUGAUGAAGGGAAGACUAAGGAGAAAUCCAUUGAAGAGGAUGAUGUAGUUAUGGUGAGUGAUGAAGAUGAAGAUAGCACUUUAGAUGAUGAUCAUGCCAGCAGUGGAACCCACACCAAUGAUGCCUUGAAUCAACCAAAUGAAGAUGGAUUUGUUCUAGUGAAUAUUGGACAUCCACCAGAAGAGCUAGACAUUUUUCUAGCUCCUCAGCUUGGUAGAUCUGUGAAACCACAUCAGAUUGGUGGAAUACGGUUUCUAUAUGACAAUGUUGUAGAAAGCUUGGAAAGAUUCAAGACAUCUGGUGGUUUUGGGUGCAUUCUUGCUCACAGUAUGGGCUUGGGAAAAACUCUUCAGAUAAUUUCGUUCACGGAAGUUUUUCUUCGGCAUACAUCAGCUCGUAAUGUGCUGUGUAUUGUUCCUAUUAACACCUUGCAGAACUGGAUGGCAGAAUUUAACAUGUGGCUUCCACAUGAAAAAUAUUUUCAGUCUCCUGUUCCUCCAGAACAAUUCAGAAAAAGAAAUUUUGAUGUGUUUCUUUUGAAUGAAAAUCAUAAGACCCUAACUUCAAGAGCUGAACUGAUAAUGGAGUGGAAAGAAAAAGGAGGUGUGCUGCUUAUGGGAUACGAAAUGUUUCGAAUGUUUGCUUUGAAAAAGAUUCCAUUCAGUAAGAAGAAAAGGGAUGCAAAAAAAGAACUUGAUUAUAAAGAGCUGGAGAGGAAUAGGAAUCUUUUGGAAGAAAUUUAUCUAGCCAUUAUCAAUCCAGGACCAGAUCUAGUAAUAUGUGAUGAAGGACACAGAAUAAAAAACAGCCAUGCAAGCACUUCUACAGCAUUAAAAAGCAUACGCACCAAACGAAGAGUGGUAUUGACAGGAUAUCCAUUACAAAACAACCUUUUGGAGUACUGGUGUAUGGUUGAUUUUGUACGACCCAACUACCUGGGCAAUCGCAAUGAGUUCUGCAAUAUGUUUGAACGUCCUAUUCAGAAUGGCCAGUGCCUAGACAGCACUCCAAAAGACAGAAAACAGAUGAGGUAUCGAGCACAUGUUCUUCACAGUUUGUUGGAAGGUUUUGUGCAGAGGCGGGGACAUACUGUCCUGAAGUCCAGCUUACCACCCAAGGAGGAACAUGUGUUAUUAGUUCGAAUGACACCUAUACAAAGAAAAUUGUACAAUGCACUCUUAAGAUACCUUAGAUUUGGAAACAAUGUUUGCAACCCACUAAAAUUUUUUGCUAUUUGUUGCAAGAUAUGGAAUCACCCAGAUGUUUUGUACAAAGUUUUAGAAGACCAAAGGAAUCAGGGAAAUGAAGAUUUAGAUCUAGAUUUUGAUUUUGGACUACCUGGAUCAAAAAAAGGCACCAAACCAGGAGCAGCAAGCAUGACAACUUCUGCCAAAGCAAUGGUAGGCAAAGGUCCUUUAGUAGGAAGUGAAAUGAUUCAGGCACCCAGAAAUAACUACAUCCAAGAAGUUAGCUUAGGUUCAUUAAAAGACAAAAAUGACAAGAUUACAUAUGAAUGGGUAUGUGAGGCUUCCCCACUGAUGGUUAAUUACAGACCAAGGAUUCUUGAGAACAGCUACAAAAUGGAAGUGUUAUUUGCCAUCAUAGAACAAACGAUUAAAAAUGGUGACAAGUUACUUGUGUUUAGCCAAAGUCUCUUUACUUUAAACCUCCUUGAAGAAUUCCUAGCUAUGAAAGAAGUUCCUUUACGACCAGCUGAAGAAAAGUGGUGUCGGAAUGUUAACUAUUUUCGGCUAGAUGGAAGUACUAAUGGUCUGGAUCGAGAAAAAAUAAUCAAUGAUUUCAACAUCAAUCCUGCUGUAAACUUGUUUCUUCUCUCCACAAGAGCUGGUUGCUUAGGGAUAAAUCUCAUUGGUGCUAACCGGAUUGUUGUCUAUGAUGCCUCAUGGAAUCCUUGCCAUGAUGCACAGGCUGUUUGUCGAAUUUAUCGCUAUGGCCAAUCUAAAUCUUGCCACAUCUACAGACUAGUAACUGACAAUAGCUUAGAAAAGAAAAUUUAUGAAAGACAAGUUAAUAAACAAGGGAUGUCUAAUCGUGUUGUGGAUGAACUAAACCCAAGUACCAACUUUACAUGGGGUCAAGUUACCAACCUGCUGAACUAUCAAGAAGAAGAAAACCCUGUUCCAGACCUUUCAGAGUCAGCAGCUAAAGUUACAGACCCAGUACUUCGUUACUUGUGUCAAAAUAUGAAUUACUGCCUGAGUAAGGAACCAUUUGAACACGAAUCUUUAUUGAUUGAUCGGAAAGAGCUCAAGCUUACAAAGCAGGAAAAACGUUUAGCCAAGCAGACGUAUGAACUGGAGAAAAGAGCUAACAUGUGUUCAGGUGGUUUUAUGAGACCAGUUUAUUUAAAUAAUGGACAGUUUUCUGCAAAUCCUCUUGGCAGGCCUCCACUCUAUGGCUCUCCUCGAGGCUAUCCUGGAGGUUUGUACUCUCGACCUCAGCAGUCCACUCCAGUUCCAAUGCAGCCUAUGGGUAAUAUGGCAGGAGGUCGCCAGUUAUCACCCUAUGUCAGUCUCAUUCAGUCUCUUAUCAGGCAGGGUGUAAAUGUCCAACGGGUUACAGUGCCAAAUACUGUCAGUAUCCCAUCUAGCUCAGUGCCAGGCCAAUCUGUAGUACUUACUGCUGGCCAGGAAGUUCUGGUGUUAAAAACCCCCAAAGGGGUUUACCUCCGUCUUCCCGAUGGACGUUUGGUGGCAGUAAGGCUUCCUCCAGAUGUAGCUGAAAAUUUUCGUCGUCAGGGUCAGUUUUUAAAUGGACUUUUUGGUGAUGGUGCAAACUCUGCUCUCCAACAAUCUCAUCCUGAUGGUACAAAAAGGCAAAGCCAACAUUCCUUUGGGAUUGUUCAACCAACCCUGCAAUGUGGAGGCACUGUACAGUUUUCAACAGCUCAGCUGAGGAAUCCUCUACAAUCAUCUCCUCCAGAGGUUAUUGAUCUUAGUGAUGAUGAUGAUGAUGAUGGGGCAAUGAAAAAAGAGAGAGAUGUUGUCUCCAAAAAGGUUGCUCCAGUUUCAAAUGAUGCAAGCUCAAGUUGUUCUGAAGCUAGUUUAGAGGAAGACUACCUUAAAAAAACUUCCAGCUCAAGUAACUGGACUACUCUGACAGCUGUAUCUCGUGGCAGCCCUACCUUCACAACAUCCAAAAGUUUUCCAGGGGUUCCACUUACUAAGUAUGUGUCCUCUUUGUCAGACCAACCAUACCCAGUCUCCACUUCUCCUAGCCUUCCAAACAAGAAUGUCUUCCAUCAGAUGGUUUCCAGUGGAUACUCUUCUCUGCCUAGAAAUUCUAACAGUCAGCUUGAUAGAGGAGGAAUGAGUAACACUUUCCAGAUAUUUCCUGGGUCACAGAGUCACAAAUUGUUAGGUGAAAGUCAAAUUAUUGAAAGAAAGAAGUCAUCUCAUACAGAACAAAAUAUCAAUAUUACGCCUGCUCAUCCCAGUCUAUCAAACAAUUCAAAUGUUGUUAAUAUUGGUGGCAUUCCUGGUGUAGAACAGCCUAAGUUAUUUCAAAAAAAUGGAGUUCAUAAGCAACUUCAACAGAUUUCCUCAGGAAGUGCUCAAGACAUUUUACGGAAUCAGUAUUCUAAUCCCUCAGAACUUCCCCUAUGUGGCCAGACUACUACUGUAGGACCAGUCUCUGGCAGUGGUUUUGAUAGACCAUAUUUGUCGCAGUUCAAUGCAGGUAGCCAAAACAGAACGACUGAAAUCUCCUUACCAGCCUACACAAAAGGUAGACCGAAAUGUUCAAGAAAUUUGCCUAACACAGCAAUUGAUUCAGGAGAAAGCACUCACAUUAGCCAGGAUAAUUUACAUUCAAACCUGGAAAAAGAGUUUAGAGAAUCACCUCUAGACCAAAAUAAUUACUUAGAUCAAAAUAAUACAGGGAAUUUUCAACUUCCUGGAUAUUUUACGCAGCAGUUGAACAUGACAACACAAAGGUCAUCUGGUCAAGGAGAUAUGCAUUAUCAGAAUAAUUACCAUGGUGCACAACAGUGUGGUUUUAACACAUAUCCUCAUGCUGUCCAGCAACUUAAUUCUAAUGUUGAAGUACCCAACAAGAAUACGGGAGUACAGAAUUUGUUCCAAAGACAAAAAUUGGAAAAACUAGAUUUGUUUUCCUCCUCUGUAUUACAGACACAACCACAAAAUACCCAAGAAAGCAACCAAUUACUGAGCUCUUCUGGACAAGGAACAUUAAACAGAAUGCAGGAAAAACCUCAAUCAGUUACCUUCCAAAGUAUACAGUUAGAUGAUAUCAAUAUGUCAUUUGAUGGCAAUGAAAUAACAAAAAACACAAUGCCUGAACACAGUUUCUCUCCAGUUGUUGGUGCUGGAACCAUGCAACAUCUUGAUCAGAUGCUUCCCUCUUUUGAUUGUAAAGAUCAAGAUCACUCAGUAACAGGAACCAGUCAAAACCAUGUGGGAGAAUCUUCACUUACGGUUGGGCAGAAGUACUUCUUAUCCACUUCUCACCAUCAGCCAGAUGGUGGGAAUACCAGUAGUAAUAGUACAUGUGUACCUGUUUCUUCAAGUUCAGCAUAUGAAAAUUUAUCUGCCUCAUCACAGUUGAUUGAUUCAGAUUUUUCAGACCUAGAAAAUUUUGGCCACUGGGAAAGAUCAGAAACCUUAAAUGAUAUGGAAGCACUUGCAGAAUCAAGCCAAAGGCAAUACCAAACUUGAACCUUUAGAGUUAUUUGAAUUUGUUUGAGUGUAUAUGUGGACAGUGUCAUUAAGUGUAUACAAAACAUAAAGUGAUCAGUGUAGGUGUAUAUAUGUUUUAUACAUUCAGGCAUGUGUAAUAGAAUUAUUAAUUACUCCACUGAUAAGAAUGAACAGAAAUAUAAGGACAUAUGGUGGGUGUACUCAGUUACUAUGUCAAGUAGAGUAUGUUCAUAAAAUAAUUAUUUUAAACAUACUUCAUAAAAAAUGAUUUUAACAAUGGAAAUUUUCGUGAACCAAACCCGUGAACAAUUUAUGAGAUAAAAAACAGUGCAAGUGCAAACUAUCAAUUAUCCAUUUUGUAAUGUAUAUUCAUCAAAACAGUUAUGUAAACUGUCGUUAUUUUAAUUUAAUAUUAGUGUUUUGUAUGUUUUUAAAUGAGCUUAGAUGAAAUUUAUCACAAAAUUGAAAAGAGGAACAUUUGCAACUGCAACUGUUGUUUUUAUGUAGUAAUUCAAUAACUGUCAUUUCAAGAAGGAAAGUAAUCAUUCUGAAUAUUCAUCUUUGUUACUUUUUUAACUGUGUAUUUAUAUAAUUAUGUAUACCUACAUCCCUGUUCACAAAGAACUAAAUAAAUCAAUGUUCUUGUUUAUGACUACUUUCAUUUUUCCUUCUAGUAUUUUGAGUUUAGAAAAUAAAUUGUGUUAAUUUGGGGUAACAGAAUAAACAAAAAUUAAUUUAUGUUUUCCACAAGUGUGAUGGGUAGUUAUGAGUUUAAUGUUUUUGGGUAAUCCUGUCCAUAUCUUCUUUAUUGAUUUUAGUUUUUAAAAUGGAGGUUUUGACCUCCAGUCACUAGUUUUUAAAAUAUUAAAAAUGCUUGUACAUGUUUAUAUGUACACAGAGAGAGAUUUUUCAAGUUUGUUUUGCAAGUUAUGUCGUCCAUUGUUAAGCAAGUUCAAUAUUUUGGACAGUAUGUGCUGUGUGUUCUCCACAAGAAGAUUGUCAACUUCUUGCCAUUAUUUUAUGGAUCUUGUUUAAAUGUGAAGAAAUUAAACAAUAGGGAAAAUCCAUAUAAAAGAAUAAAAUGUUGCAUAUCAAGAAUAAUCACUGACAAAUAUUCAGCAGCUCUUUGUUUCAUGUAUAAUGGGCAUUCCUUAUCCAUUUAGGUUAAAUACUGAUGAAUUAACAGUAAUUGUUUCAUAAAGUAUUUGUGAGUGGCCAAUUAUUUUCUCAUACAGCAUCAUAAGAUGCAUACAUUAUAUAUUUAAAAUUUAUUACAUUGAGAUGUAUUUGUUUUUGUUUUUUCCUGUGAUGAACAAUCUUUAAAUCUUCUUCACUAGUAAAUAUAAGAAAAAAAAAACAUAUUGGUUUUAUUUCCAGAGUUGUUGUUAAUUUUUAAUGUUAUGUUUUUCUUUUUUUGGGUGGUGGCCAGGUGUAGCCUGUUUGUUAGUUGCCACACUUUGAACUUUAGGAUUCAUGGUUUACAUUCUGUUACUGCAAAAUUGUGAUUUUGCAUUUUGGGGUCAUGAAUGCAUUACAAGUCCAAUGGAUAAAUCCCACUGUUUGAUUAGACUAGCCCAAGAGUUGGUGGUGGAUGCUAUUGACUAGUUGCCUCCCCUCCUUUCUGUCAGUUCAAAAUUAGAAAUGAUCAGCACAACUAUCUGUGGUGUAGCUUUAUGCAGAUAUCAAAAACAAACUUUUUUUUUUGUUUAAGAGUACUGGCUCUGGCAUACAUCUAUUUUAUGCAGGUUAGUUGAAAAAAUUUAAUGUCACAAAAUGUCUUCUAUACUAUUGUAGAUUUAAAAACUAGAAAGUGAUAGUUUUAUUCAUAUAUUUUAGACAUAGCCUACAGUUUGUGUGUAUAAGUAUAUCAUGCAGUGUAAAUGUAUAUAGUUCUGUGUAGACAAAGUACUAACUUCAAUCUUGUGUAAGUUUUUUUAUGUAAUUUACUGUUCAGCUGAUUUAUGAAAAUUAAAAUAUAUUCUUAAGAGUUGCAUUUUCUUUUUCAGUUCCAACAUUCUCACCUAAACCAAAUAGAAUAAUGUGUCUGGGUCACAAUAAGGUAGUAAGUAUGCUGGAUCACUACAAAGUAAUUCAAAAUCUAAUGAUCAUAGAAUCCAAAAUUUUCUAAACCCUUAAAAGAGCUUAUACUUUUGGGUCAUUGUUUAGCCACAUGACUAUAGGUAUUUUAAGUUAGCUAAGAACUCGCAUGGGAUGUCACGUUUUAAGAAAAGUGUGUGAAAUUAUUUACAGGGUGUCUCAGGGCUUUGUUACCAUGUCAUUAUGAAAUAUGUAAUACAUGCUUUUUACCUUUUAAAAGUGUUAUCCUUAUUCUUGUUUUACACUAAAAUAUUGAAAAGGAAGGAAACUCGUAAAGACCUCCAUGAUAUUGAUUAUGUAGCAUAGAUAUUACUUACUGUGUGAUCAGUCACCCAUAAAUACUGUAACAUAGCCCACAGACACCACAUAGAAUGAAGAUUUCAGCUAAAUGUUUGUGUAAGUUCAUUUUAAUGUGUCAUCUGUUUUGAAUUAUCUAAAACUCAUUUAAGUAAUUUAUUUAUAGAAAACUUUACUUUUGUUCACAGCAGUUUAGAAACUUGAGAAUGAAAGCUACAUCUAUGUGAAGAAAUAUUUGAUGUUUAGAAUAUUAUUUCUAAAUAAACAAUAUAAAAUAUUUCUUUGUACAACAUUGAUUUUGUGUAUUCCCCCCCCCCCUCAAAUAUUCAGUUUUUAAACAUCCUAGUUAUAAACUUUUCACACACAAACUUUUUAAUUUUUUAAGCUAGUGAUUUUUGGACUCUAUUUAACAUAACAAUAUUAACCUUUUCACUGCGGCUGGUAUGUAUAUUUCCCAGUGCACUGGGAGAUACACGUCCCAGCGGCAGUGAAUGGGUUAUGGUUGAAUAUAUUAUCGGUUAAGGUAUUAAUAGAAAAUUAUUUAUUAUCUUUAUCCUUGUCUGUGUUUAUAAAUGUGUUAAAAUCUAUUUAAUAGUGUCUGAAUCAGUGUGACAAAAUUUGAAUCAACUAAAUAUAUUUUUUUUAACAGCAUCAGAAUUAAUUAAUUCAAGAUAUUUAAUUUCUACAUAUUUGACAUUGUGCUGAAGAUUCUUUUAAUGUAAGCACUUAACUGCAAAGUGUAGUACUUCAAUUAGCAAAAAUAAUUGAUUUUGGUGUACUUACUGUAGUAGAUUGAAAACUUGAAAGGAAACCAGCAUACUUAUGAAUCAGAAUUGUCAAAAACCCUGGGACAGGUAUGAAAGUAGGCAAAUUAGAUAUUCUGUUGAAUAAAUUAGAAAUUAAUAUGAAAUCUUCUUUACCAUUUGCAUUUAAUACUCAUGCCAUUAGUUAAAAAUCAAGGGUUGUUGAUAUGCCCGUUGUUAUGCAGUGCUGUUAGUUUAUCAUUUUGCAAAUUAAUGUAAUAAGAAUGUCAAACAUAUAGAAUGCUCUUAAAUUGUACUGAGUAUGAAAUUCUUUUGGAAGAACAUCUAUUAUUGAUAACUUAAGUAGGAAGCAUGUAAGAGUGUGAUUAUCACAUUUUUGGUUGAUUGUCAUAUUUGACUUACGGAUAAUGCUUCACAUAUUUUGCAAAAAAUAUAUUAACUUGCAAGCAUUAAUUAUAGAAGGUGUUUUAUUACAGUUUUUCACUUGACUGUUAUAUAGCUAUAGAUGUAUGAUGACUCUAUGCUCAUUCUGUACAUUUUUAUCUGGAAAAUGCAUGAUUGUAAUUGAACUAUCAAGAAAUUCAGUAUUUGAUGAAUAGUUGUUUCUGUGAAACAUAGUUUCAUUAGCUCAUAUGUGGAAUUGUAUGUAUGAGCUUCUGAACAGUUAUGAAGUUUUUAAUUAAUAAAUAAUUCUUGAAAUGUGUUUUAGGAAGAAAGCAUGCAUUUCUGCCUUUCUUUGUGUAUAUAUCUAUAAUACACUUCUCUUUGGUUGUGUGCAAGUCAACCUUAAAAAUGAUAUGGAGUUGUUUUAUUUUUUGCAUGAUAUUUGAUUUUAUGAAAGUAUUAGGUAAAUUUUAAGUACACAAUUUUUUGUGUAACAUUUGUUAUAACUCAUGGUGUUUGUGUAGUUUAAUUUUUUUGAGUCCUAGGGACCCAACCAUUUGUAAAAAAUGGGGGUCCUCUUAUAAACUAAAAAUUCGGAAUUUCUAAUGUUCUCAUUUAUUACUUAUUAAUUGUAGUAGCAUUUGGAUGCUUUCUUCAUUGUAUUGGUUUGUCCAUGAUGGUUUAAUUGCUCUUUUCCCACCAUGAGGUAUUGGGUAAUACACUAUUUUGAAGAUAGCUGGAACUGCAUCCAAGUCAAAUUGCCGUAUGGUGAAUUCUGUAAAAUGGAAGAGAAUAUUUCUGCCCACGGCACCACAGGAAAAAGCAUAGAUUCUGUAGUGUCAAAAUGAAGUAAAAUAUCAGACAAAAUAUAUCAAUUUUACUGAUAGAAUAUACAACAAUGGACAGGAUUAAUAGGUAACUGAUGGAAAUUUUAGUUUACAUUUCCAAGAUGCAUUACAAAGCAAUUUUCUCCGUCCCUGGUGUCAGAAUUUGUGCACUUAUGCAUAAAACACUAUUACUAAGAUCAAGAAGAGUUUGUAGUCAUGUCUUUAGUGUUCAGUUUUCCCAAUAAUUCCUUGAAAUUAAUAGAACAGGCAGAAAUCAAACUUUGAACAUCUUAUAUAACUUCCUAUUUGUUGGUGCAAUAUCACAAAUCCCCCUCCUCCUCACUGUAAAGUGCUUGGCUUCAGUUACAAUACACUUCUUGUACACACACAUGUAUAUAUAUACGUGUACAGUUAUUUGCUUCUAAGAAAAUAGCAAGCAGGCAAGAUGUUUCUAAUGUUUCCCAUUGAAUAAAUAGAGAGGUUAGAGUAUUUGUUUAAAUAAAUGCAACUGUGCAUAUGCUUGGUGAACACUUAAGUAUCAAUUUGCUAAGCUCUCAAGAUAGACAGACUUCAGUCUUCUCUCUCUCUCUGUCUUUUGAUAAUUAUUUGUUUCACGCUAAUUAUGUUUAAUCGGAAGUCUUUUAAAACAAAACUUGUAUUUGUUAUCAGUGGCUUAGUGAUUAGUUUUGAUUAUUAUAAAGAAAAAGUACAGAAAUUGAAGGUAUAGUGUAUGAUGCAAGAUAAUUUUGGUCCUUUUUUUAUUUAUUUGUGUGAAUAUUUUAAAAAAGCCUAACAAAAACAAGCCAUCUUGUUAAUUGUUUUCUGUACAUCUUAGCUCAUUCAAGCUCUGUUUUCAUAUGUGCCCCAGGGGGUCUGUCAUAAAAUUAUUUCUGAAAUAUUGGCAUUUGCUAUUUGUAAUGAAACAUGCUGUAAACUUUUUUACAGCAAAAUUAGUAUUAGUUACUAACUGUAAAGGCAACCAACCAAAAUUAAAACUUCAGCAUUGUCCAUCUCAGUUGUUGGUGGACCAUGUCUUUGAUUGGCCUAAAAAUUCUGGGAUUGGUCAGUAAGAUCUGUCAAUCUUUGGUACAGCUGAAUUUUUCUAAAAUCAUGAGUUUGUAAUUUUCUGUCAACAUUAGUAGCCCAGAUACAUUCAGUUAGUGUAAAAUAUCACUUGUCUGUUUAGCUUUAUCAUUUUUAUGAUGUGUUUUUCUUGCUUUAGAGCAAUUAUUUUGAUAUUUGCUUUUUUAUUUAUUGAAUUGUGUUUUUUUAAUUUGGGUAAUUUUAUGUAUUUUGAUUAUCUAAUCUACUUGAAAAUGUAAAAUACCAAACCUAAAGAAUCGAAAAUGCAAUUGUUUCAUUAUCAUUGUAGUUUCACACUGAGUGUGUGUAAAUGAAUCAAAUUUUGUAUUAAUUGUGGUUGGUAGGAACAAAUGUGUUAGAAUCCUUGUUCUUGUAUUUAAAAAAGUGUAAGACCAAUUGUCUCUGUAAUUAAAAAUAAUACUUUUCUGAAUAAAACUCUUAUUUGGUUUUUGCUUUGUAAUGAUUACAACCAUGUGAAAAAAUUAUCGUAAAUGUUGUGAUAAAAGAUAGGUUUGAAUUCAACCAUAGAUUAUGGCUGUAUUGUUGUUAUUAUUCAAUGGGAUCACAACUCUACAAUGUUAAAAAAUAACAAAUAUCGGUAUAAAACAGUUGAUGUGUGAUGAUAACAUGGGGGAGGGGGAUGUCA
Molecule: messenger RNA, 12131 nt
Organism: Limulus polyphemus (Atlantic horseshoe crab)
Lineage: Eukaryota; Metazoa; Arthropoda; Merostomata; Xiphosura; Limulidae
Product: helicase ARIP4-like
Exons: 22
Coding region: 301-6051 (1916 amino acids)
Cellular component (GO): nucleus
Molecular function (GO): ATP-dependent chromatin remodeler activity; ATP binding; ATP hydrolysis activity
Source: RefSeq, a predicted model, not a curated record